UUUCACAGAGAGAUACGAAUCAUUUGAAUGAAUCGUUACAUAAAUACAAUCAAAUGAAUCAAUCGAUUCAUAAUUGCGAUGAUUUGGAAAGCGUUGAAACGAUUUCUAUUUCCGAAAAGAAAACGUCGAUUUCUCCGACUUCGAUGUCCGGCAAUAUUCUUCAGGAAAUACUUUAUUCAAAUGAAAGUCAAGAGAUUAGACCCACAAAUCAAGACUUUACUAAACAUUUAACAGUCGCUCAAAACAAAGUGGAGAAUUUAACGCAGCUUUUAGAAGAGAGUGAAAGCAAUAAUAUGUUAAUCACUGAACAAAACAGAGUCUUAAAGGAAGAGAUCCGAAGACUUGAGCGCAGUAUUGAACGCAUAGAAAUGGCCGACAAUUUAGAGUAUUUGAAGAAUAUUAUUGUUAAGUUUAUAACAUUGAGCGGUGAGGACGACAGGCAACGACUUAUUCCAGUGUUGACUACAAUUUUGAAGUUAAGUCCAGACGAACAGAAUUUGUUCCAAACAUUUACUUCCAUUGACCAAAACAACGGUCCAAAUAAAUGGAGUGAUUAUCUCUACAAUUGGACUAACGAUAAAUGAGUGCAAUCUGUGAUCUAAUUAAUUAUAUUUAGUUUUUUAUUAAUUUAAAACAAAUUAUGUUUUUGUCUUUUCA
Medioppia subpectinata is the source of this 657-nucleotide messenger RNA. The record is from the annotation of a GenBank genome assembly. NCBI's taxonomy places the organism in Eukaryota, Metazoa, Arthropoda, Arachnida, Sarcoptiformes, Oppiidae.